GCGCGCGGAGACGCAGCAGCGGCAGCGGCAGCAUGUCGGCCGGCGGAGCGCCAGUCGUGCCGCCCCCGAACCCCGCCGUGUCCUUCCCGGCCCCUCGGGUCACCCUGCCAGCCGGCCCUGACAUCCUGCGGACGUAUUCGGGAGCCUUCGUCUGCCUGGAGAUCCUCUUCGGGGGACUCGUCUGGAUUUUGGUUGCCUCCUCCAAUGUUCCUCUACCUCUGCUCCAAGGAUGGGUCAUGUUCGUGUCUGUGACGGCUUUUACCCUUUCCCUCCUCUUCCUGGGGGUGUUCCUCUCCGGCAUGGUGACUCAGAUCGAUGCCAACUGGAACUUCCUGGAUUUUGCAUACCAUUUUACAGUGUUUGUCUUCUACUUCGGAGCCUUUCUGCUGGAAGCAGCAGCCACAUCCCUGCACGAUCUGCACUGCAAUACGACCUUGACUGUGCAGCCGCUCUUGAGCGACAACCAGUACAACAUAAACGUAGCAGCUACAAUUUUUGCCUUUGUGACGACAGCUUGUUAUGGUUGCAGUUUGGGUCUGGCUUUACGAAGAUGGCGACCGUAACACUCCUUAGAUACUAACUGUCUGUGUGUUAGUUUCAUUUGUCUACUUUAUAUGUCUGAUCAAUUUGGAUACCAUUUUAUCCAGAUAUAACACAUUCCAAAAGCAAUUUGUUUAGUAUAUGAAGAGAAUUUAAGUACAGUUUUGGCUUAUUUCAAGGAUAGAAUUUUCAUUUUAUGACACUAUUAAACAGAGAAAUGGCCUCUAACUUUACAUCAGCCUCUUUUCUUUUUAUUUUUUUAAAGAAUUUUUUCUUUUAUAGCCAUAAAAUACAGAGGUGUUUUGUUGGUUUUUUUGUUUUUUUUCAUGAAAAUGGGUGUCUCUUUUGUUUAGUUGCUAAAUCAUGUGAACCUUAAUUUUAAUGGGUAACAAAAACUCCCUAAAAUAAAACACAUUUCAAACAGGCUUCCCACUGAACCCUAUCUUUUAGUAUAAACAGAGGUUGGCACCCUUUUUCUAUAAAGGCCCAAAGGGUAACUAUUUUAGCCUCUGUGGGCCAUACAGUCUCUGUCACAACUACUCACCUCUGCUGUUACUACAUGAAAGCAGCUGUCAGUAACAUGUAAAUGAAUGAGUUUGGCUGUGUUCCAAUAAAACUUUCUUUACAAAAGCAGACAGCAGGCUAGAUUUGGCCUGUGGGCUGCAGGCUAUAGUUUGCUGACUUCUGGUGUAAAGCCUUAGCUAUGCAUUCUGUAUAUUAUUGUACUCAUACUGAAAGGUGUAAAGUCAAUUAGACAAGCCACAUAAUAUUUAGUCUCCCUAAUCAUAUUGCCUUUGUGUUCAUGGACAAAUGCUUACCCUUGAUGGGGCAUAUAGUUUCUCAAGCUAAUUCAAGCAGAGUCUUAAGUAUAGGAAAAAGUAAUUUAUGACAUGAACCCUAGUUGCUUAGUCAAACUUGAGGUCUCCUAACACCUGAGCAAAACUCUCAUCUGGCAUCCUUAACAUGAGCUCUCCAGAGGCCAUCAGCCACCACUGGAAUUGGUAUCCAGCUACUUGUGUCUUACUUUGGAUUUAUUUAUGCUUCAGAAUACAGCCGUUUGCCCUGUGCAUGAAUAUAUGAAUACUUGUAUGUGGAUAUGUGAGGCUUUACCAAAUAGAGCUCUCUGAAGAGUUAACUUUUUACUUCUAAUUAUUUUAUAUUACCUUCUGAGUUAAGUUUAAAUAGAUUAUUAAACAUAACUUAACAUUGUAGAUUCUUACAUGUUUUGUAAUAGCCCUAAGAUCUAUGUUGUUUUUACAUUAGUGACGGAUACACAAAAUCAGUUCUAAAACAACAGCCAUCACAAAAACUGUGUGUGGUUGAAUAGCACAGGAAUGUAUUUUAACCCCUUAUAGAGAUCCUGGUUGUGGAAAGGUGCCAAAAUGGCUUGGGUGGGAGAAGCUAGGCCCAACUCCCACCACACUGUUCAAACAAGGGACUCAUCUCUUGCCCUGAGAGGGCUGCCUUUAGGAAGAGGGGGCUUUUGAUUGUUCUACAUUUUCAACCCUUUUCUUUCUAUGGCUGAAUCAACUCCUCGGAGUGCCAUAUAUAAGUCGGGCUAUUCGAUUUCACGGGCAUAGAACAAUCCUGAAUGUGUAGCAUGACCAAUGCUCAAUGAUCAAAUGCUAUUGAUACAGUAAUCCCCUAGAAAGAAGAAUCUUACUAGAGUCCGGUUGUGAUGUAAUUGUAAUGGUAAAAGACCUGGUUCCACAUGUGGCCAGAGGGUAUCAGUCUUAGGACUUUAUACUCAUGUCAUAUCUUUUCUAUAAUAUCCUACUUCCUUGGUUUUUCUAGCUCCAUACCACACACCUAUACCUGUAUUAUGAAUUGUAUAUUACAAAGUCAUAAAUGUGCCAUAAGGAUAUAUAGUCCAUUCUAGUCGAAAGUGUUUAAUCUACUAGGUUUAGUUGUGAGAUUUUAUUUUUUGUUUCCAAGGUAUAACAAGUCCGUGCUCGGUGGCAUUAAAUUCAAUGAUUUCUGGGAACUGCUUCGAUGGCACUUUUGUAAACAGAUUGCUUCUUGAUCAUUAAAAAACAUACCUAAAACUCAUUUAACUGUGAAGACUUAGAUUUGUAGACUAAUCGUGUUCUAGAUUUUUGAGUUGAGUGACAAAGCACUUGAACAAAAAUUAUGGCAUUUGAGAAUUUUUUAUACACCUUAGCUGUAAAAAUGAGAAAGUGUUGGUUGGUUUUGAAAUCUGGUAACUCCAUGAUGAAAAGAAAUUUACUU
This is a messenger RNA of Pteronotus mesoamericanus, 2769 nucleotides long. It is a transcript of the gene MAL2, whose product is annotated as mal, T cell differentiation protein 2. Bases 33 to 563 code for a protein of 176 amino acids. Gene Ontology annotation, molecular function: structural constituent of myelin sheath. Gene Ontology annotation, cellular component: membrane. The transcript has 4 exons. The record is from RefSeq and is a predicted model, not a curated record. Gene Ontology annotation, biological process: myelination. NCBI's taxonomy places the organism in Eukaryota, Metazoa, Chordata, Mammalia, Chiroptera, Mormoopidae.